This is a messenger RNA of Styela clava, 4200 nucleotides long. RefSeq lists its product as uncharacterized. Gene Ontology annotation, biological process: extracellular matrix organization. Gene Ontology annotation, molecular function: extracellular matrix structural constituent conferring tensile strength. The record is from RefSeq and is a predicted model, not a curated record. NCBI's taxonomy places the organism in Eukaryota, Metazoa, Chordata, Ascidiacea, Stolidobranchia, Styelidae.
AUAUUGGGCAAUUAUCAGGUUAUAGGUUUAGUUUUAUAGGUUGUAUUUUGCAUACCAGUUUGAAAUACCGCAUAACAAGACCGAUACGUUUGAGGACAUGGGAAUACCAAAAUCGUGCGAGAGAGAAAAGUCAGGAGAACCAAAGUUGCUUUAUAGACAUACAGACACUACAACAAUGGUCGGGACGAGGAGCCGAUCUUUAGCGGGUACUGGAUCCGCCCCUACCCGCGGACAGGUCGUCUUCCACGCGAUACUUGUGACCACGUGUGCGGCCUCUUUGGUCGUAACAGCACUGAUGGCCGACAGACUUUUUAAACUUGAAAAUAAUUUUGAAACAAAGAGUUUAAAGCAAAAAGGAUUGAUAACAAGUCUACAAAGCGAGUUGGAUCGUGUCAUUGCCAGAGUUGAAGAAAUCAGGAUGCCUACUUUUGAAGACUUUGAAUCUAGAUUACAAAAACUCGUGGAUCAGAGAAUGCUGGAAGAAGAAGUGAAGCCACGUGCAAGAAGAUCGACUUCGGACUGCACGUGUCCACCAGGGCCCAAAGGAGAUAAAGGUCGGCGGGGAAGAAGGGGUGUUGCGGGUCGAAAUGGCAUAAACGGAUUCCCGGGGCCGAUAGGAAUGCCAGGGCGCCCAGGCGAAAAGGGGUGUCCUGGCGAAAGGGGACUAGUCGGACCAAAAGGAGAUGCAGCCAAGCCAAUGUUUGCUGGUCCCAGAGGAUCCCCGGGACUUCGUGGACCUCCAGGAUUCCCGGGACCUAUCGGGAUGAAAGGCGAUAGGGGUGCACCAGGAAUUGCAGGUCGAGAUGGAGCUAAGGGCGAACCUGGAAUGACACAAUAUGGAGCGGAUUCGGUUCAGAGCACCGAGCCCCGUCCUGCAAGCCUGCUUCAGCCACCCCAGCAAGUUUAUUUAGUGACAUCGUCGCAAGAGUACGAAAACCUGCUCUCGUCUAUGAGUGCGGGAGAUCGGUCAAAGGUUGAUUUCAGAGAUGGUUUCAGAAUCAAUGCCCACAAAACAGAAAAACUUUACGCUUACGAGACUGAAGGCAAACCUGGCGCACAGGGUCCCCCCGGCCCUCCUGGGCCUCCUGGCCCACCCGGACCGGUGGUUUAUGGCGUCAACGGUACUGACGGACGACCAGGUAUGCCUGGAUUACCAGGACCUAAAGGCGCAAAGGGCGAAACAGGUACUCAGGGAUUCGAUGGUGCUAAAGGUGAUAGAGGAGACAGAGGACUACCGGGUCCAUUCGGAAGAGCUACACAAAGCUUAUUUACGAGCGGCUCAACAUUUGGCCGAGGCGGUCAUUUUUCGACAGUGGGUAAAGACGGCCUACCCGGUACAUCGGUAGAUGUUUCCACAAUUGUUUCUAGACAGGAGAUGCAAGAAGCGAUUAAGAACAGAGUUGGAGCCACUGGACCACCUGGCCCUCCAGGCCCCCCAGGUUUAUCAAUGAUUGGACAAAAGGGAGAACCAGGCCAACAGGGAAUUAAAGGCGAACAGGGCGAAAAUGGUAAAGAUGGUGAACAUGGAAUAGGUAUCAAAGGAGAGGCCGGUGAAAAGGGAGAAAUGGGUGGAAGCGGAUUGGAUGGUAUCCCUGGAAUAAAUGGCGACAAAGGCGAAAAGGGACAAGAAGGCGUUGCUGGCCGUGACGGACUUAAAGGUGAGCCAGGUGAAAUGGGACCUUCCGGACCAGUUGGAAAUGUGGGACGAACGGGCAGACCAGGAAUAAACGGAAAGAACUGCUCAUGUUCGUCAGACUACCGUGGAUCGAGAACAAACAUAUUUAUCCCCGGACCACCAGGCCCGCGAGGUACACCAGGUUUAUUGGGUCCACCUGGACGUGAUGGUACUGGAAGACCAGGACCGACUGGUCCCCGUGGAGAAAAGGGAGACAUGGGAUCAAUGGGACUCCCGGGCCCAAGCGGUUUAGAUGGCUUCCCAGGAGAACCCGGUCUACAUGGCUUGCCCGGCGAAAAGGGUGACAAGGGCGAACAAGGACCUUUGGGAUUGAGUGGAACAUCUGGACCACAAGGUGACAAGGGUAGCAGAGGAUUGCCUGGUCUUCAAGGGCCUGACGGUCAACGAGGUCCAAGGGGCCCUAAAGGACCAAGGGGUGCACGUGGUAAACGUGGAAGAAAAGGCGUGAAAGGAGACCUGGGUAUACCAGGCCUUGAUGGUGUGGAUGCAAGGUCACCAGAUUAUGACGAACUGGGUACAGACGGAUUACCAUUGGCUAACUGCUGGCAAAAGCGAUAGCAUGCAACGACCAAUACGGUUCGUACCGUAUAUUCGUCAUGGAAAGAGUUUGAAAGUCGCCAUAUUGAAAGACUGCAGUGCUGUGUUGCCAUUUGUAUAAUGCACGAAUUUGCUGCGGCAUUGCCCACAAACAACGUUUUGAAAGACUGCCGAUGACGCGGCGGAUCACACGCGGGACGAUGCGUUCCCAUGCGUGAGUCCGCUCGCGACAUUUGCGUCUGCGUGCAAGAUAUAACGUAGCACGCCGAGCGUUGCGGUGGAAAACAAUCAAAUGAAAGCAUGAACACUAUCAUGGGUGAUGCUGCUAAAUCAUUUACGCGAACUAAGCGGUGAAAAUAAAAAUUAAAACUAAUUCGUAAAACGAUUUUAGUCUGUGGAAACGGGUUUCGUAAAUGAAAUUUUAGAAAAUUUUAUAAACAUUUAAUUUUUUAUAAAUCUUUUUAUCGCGUUCGAAAACCGUUUACCCACAAGCAUGAUGAUUUUACAAAUUAAAUUUUUCGUGCAAAUUAUAUAUUAUUAAUAUGGUGUGUAUUUUAUUACGCAAGUCUGAAGUCUUCUAUACUCGGCCAUUUAUGAAUCGGAGAUAAGUUUGCUUUUACCACAUACAAUAUUUGCGUUUCAUUAUGGACCGAGUAUUUUAUGAAGAUUUUUUUUGACUUGCGACGUCAUGACUUUCUGCAUGUUUGUGUAACGAUUUCAUUUCAUUACGUCAUUCAUACGUCAUUAUUGAAUCAUUGUCAUGCGAUUUACCUUUGGCCAAACCGAACAUUCAAACCAGUCCUAUAGCUGGAUUUAUAAUCCCAUUGCCAUAAGGAAUAUAGAGUAGCCAAUGGAAAACAUCAUAAAAUAUACAUGGUCCGGUUUCAACCAAGGUCCGAGAAUGUCCGUUUACAUUUUUUACCCGGUCGAUCACACUUGACCAAACGUGAAAUUUGUUUGGUGACAAGUAUGAUUCGGAUAUGUUACGUAGAUCGGAAAGGGCCUUGGAUGUUUAUGAGAAUCUAAGUUGGAAUACCAAUCGUGUGCUUUUGAUUUCUAAUAAAUAAUGACACACUCGUUCGAUUACGAACCGAAUCUAGUACGUGUCGUUAUUUUUAAAAUUCUGAGAUUCAUUUGAACGUAAGUGCGUUUAAUUUGUGUGGUUUUGGAACUUGUAUAAUAGACACUGAAUCUAAGAGGCCUCCAAUUAAAUCGGCCUUCACUCGUCCUCGCUUUAGAGUACUAACACUUCGGAGUAUUCAAGUUUGUAACAGUUAAACAAUAUGUAAUAUAAAAAGUUCAAAAAAUUUGCAGAACAAGAACAUAUAAUUCGUGAAUAACUGUUCUUGUAUGGAUCCCAUUUACUUCAUUUGAAUCUCAGACGUUUUAAAUUUUGUUAUAAAUUGAUUUUUAUAUAGAAAAUGAAAUAUAAUUGCUUUAUUACUUAAUAAUUUUAAACAUUUUUGUUAUUCCGUAAGUAUACUUCGUUACUCGUUUUGGGAUUUUACUGUUUUUUUUUGAUAUUUGUAUAUCCCAUAAGCAAAAUCAACUACGCACAUCGCAAAGACAUUCAAAUGUCCAAUCUAAAUCUUUCUCUGAUACCGAAAUCGAUUAAUUUGAGUAAUGUGUAAUGACGUUUCUGAGUACUUUUAAAAUCAAAUUCCUAGAGGAAUAAAUCAAGGUAUGGGUAAAACCUAAGUUUUCGCUGCUUCAUCGCUUAAUUAUAACGUACAAGGUUUAACCGUCACUUAGUUAGUUUUAGUUAUCGGACAAUCUUAUUUUUAUCGUUUUUUGAUUACUUUUAUCAAUAUUAUUUUAAAAUAAUUUCUUUAUUUUUGAUUAUUUUAUUCGCUUGCCCAUCUAAUUUUCCCGUGAAUUUUCAUUUGUUUUUAUUAAGAUCGGUUAUUUGUGCGUUGCUAAUCAGCAUGUUUUGUUAGUAAAAUUGUCACAGAGACUAUCAAACUUGA